Molecule: messenger RNA, 1020 nt
Organism: Closterium sp. Naga37s-1
Lineage: Eukaryota; Viridiplantae; Streptophyta; Zygnematophyceae; Desmidiales; Closteriaceae
Source: the annotation of a GenBank genome assembly
AUGCAUUGCCUGGCAGGCGACUGUUGGGCGUACGCAGUGGUGGGCAGCAUCGAGGCGGCACUCGGCAUUCUUGCCAACACCUCAGCGGCGCCAGUGCUGUCAGUGGAGCAGCUGAAGGCCGCCAUGAAGGUCGGCUGCUCUGGCAGCACGCCCUCUCAGGCCUUCCAGCUGCUGCUCAAGCUGGCGCAAAAAGGUGGCGGGCUCGUGUUGGAGGGCCAGUGGGCGGUCGAGAAAGGCAAGAAGUCCUCGAAGGCAGGCAGCAGUAAUCCUCUCUGCGCGCCGCUCUUGAAGCCACUGGCCAAGCUGUUUGGUGUGACGUGCAGCAAGGCCAAUGACAGCGGCUUCGAGUCGACGUCCUUCUACGGCUGGUUUGGGCUGCUGCUGGCCGUGCAGCGGCAGCCAGUGGUGGUGCACAUUGAGGCAUCGGCCGCAUCGUUCAAGAAUUACGAUGGGGAUCCCGAUUGCUUCACGUACAACCUGAACCACGUGGUGCUGCUGGUGGGGUACCGCCUGGUGGGCAAGGACUCACGCUUCCCCCACAUGGCGCCGCCCUUCUGGAUCAUCCGCAACUCAUGGGGACCUGACUGGGGGGAUGGGGGCCACAUGCGCAUGGACAUCCAAGGGGGGGAUGGCGUGUGCGGCAUCAACUCGCUGCCAGGCCUCUACCCUCUGGUUAGAGCCUCUGCUGCUGCUGCUGCUGCUGCUACUGCUGCCGUCACCACCAGUGCUGCUGCUGCUGCGGCUGCGGCUGCUUGCCUCCUGUCAUUGCUGCCACCGUGUUCUCUCUUUCAUCCCUUCCCUCCCUUUCACUCUCCUCCCUCCCCUCCCGACCGUUUUCCUCCCACCCCGUUGCACCCGGCAUCAGAGGAUGCAUGCAAGGCAGCCAAGCGCAACCCGUGUGCGGUGGGAACAUGUGUGAACGAUGGGGCGGGGUCAUACUCCUGUGUGUGUCCACCAGGCUUCAGGCAGGGCACCACCGUCGAUGGCACCUUCUCCUGUGCUCCAGGUACCUCAUUGUAG